GAAUCAACCCGGUCUCGGAGCCCCCUCUGUGUCCCAGGCUCCCAUCCCGAUGUGCUGCUGGAAGGAGCCUGCUGUUCCCUCGCUUCCCUGGGCGCUGAUCUCUCCAUUGCGGUCUGUUUCAAACAAACCUCUUGCACUCACUGAGUAAAUGCUCCUCAAUGGCAGCGCUGGGGGAGGGCCUCACGCAUGCGCUCCUCUGCUCAGGAAUAGUCAGCUUUGGGGGGAAAAGGUUCGGUCCCAGACACAGUUGGGGCGGGAGUGAGCUGGAGGCGGAGCUUGAUGAUCAAAGCCAUUUCCCUGCUCUGUCUGUCACUCAGUUUCCUCUCCGGAGCCGCCUCUCACUCUCUGUCAGCUCUUUCUCAGCCAGGUCGGGCCGGGUUGUAUAAAAAAGGAAGGGGAGGCAGCUCGGCUCUCAUUUGGCAGCGAUUGGAGUGAAGAAGCGUGAUGUCUGGAAGAGGUAAAGGAGGCAAGGGCCUGGGAAAAGGCGGAGCGAAGCGGCACCGCAAAGUGCUCCGUGAUAACAUCCAGGGCAUCACGAAACCAGCCAUCCGGCGCCUGGCUCGCCGUGGCGGGGUCAAGCGCAUCUCGGGCUUGAUCUACGAGGAGACCCGCGGGGUGCUGAAGGUUUUCCUGGAGAAUGUGAUCAGGGAUGCGGUCACCUACACUGAGCACGCCAAGCGCAAGACAGUCACCGCCAUGGAUGUGGUGUACGCUCUGAAACGCCAGGGCCGCACUCUCUAUGGUUUCGGCGGCUGAGGAAAACGCGACUCUUCCAACAAACCCAAAGGCUCUUUUAAGAGCCACCCAAACCUUCAGAAGAGAGCGGAGACUUGAGGACCGGGGAGGCAGCGCAUACUGAGGGGAUUGUUACUAUAGGCCGUUAUUUCCCGUUUAUCGCGAUUUUUAAAAUUUAUUUCCGUUCCGAAAAUAUACUAAUACCGUGUUCUGCAGAGACCAUUCAGAGUGGACGAU
Messenger RNA from Chiloscyllium plagiosum (whitespotted bambooshark), 972 nucleotides. The record is from RefSeq and is a predicted model, not a curated record. NCBI's taxonomy places the organism in Eukaryota, Metazoa, Chordata, Chondrichthyes, Orectolobiformes, Hemiscylliidae.